This is a messenger RNA of Argiope bruennichi, 2601 nucleotides long. RefSeq names its product protein phosphatase PP2A 55 kDa regulatory subunit-like (gene tws). Bases 153 to 1484 code for a protein of 443 amino acids. Lineage: Eukaryota; Metazoa; Arthropoda; Arachnida; Araneae; Araneidae. The record is from RefSeq and is a predicted model, not a curated record. The transcript is spliced from 10 exons. Gene Ontology annotation, molecular function: protein binding; protein phosphatase regulator activity. Gene Ontology annotation, biological process: peptidyl-serine dephosphorylation. Gene Ontology annotation, cellular component: cytosol; protein phosphatase type 2A complex.
GAAUUUCAAUUUAGUGAUUGGCAUUCGGCAACACUGAUGAAACGCCAUUUUCUGCAUAAUGUGCUGUUACUCGCUGUUCGUACAAAUGCCGGAAGAAUCAUAAUUGUUAACGAAUUCAAUUUAAUUUAUUGGGGAAAUUGAAUUUCCCCAGAAUGGCAGGAAAUGGAGACAUUCAGUGGUGUUUUUCACAAGUUAAAGGAACUCUUGAUGAUGAGAUAACAGAGGCUGAUAUUAUAUCGUGUGUUGAAUUCAAUCAUGAUGGAAACCUGUUGGCCACAGGUGAUAAAGGUGGACGAGUUGUUAUUUUUCAAAGAGACCCAUUGUCAAAGCUGUCUGUUCCAAAGCGAGGUGAAUACAACGUAUAUAGUACUUUUCAAAGUCAUGAACCUGAAUUUGAUUAUCUUAAAAGUUUAGAAAUUGAAGAAAAAAUUAAUAAAAUUAGGUGGCUUAAACGAAAAAAUCCUGCUCAUUUUCUACUUUCUACAAAUGAUAAGACUAUCAAAUUGUGGAAAGUAUCUGAGCGAGACAAGCGAAUCGAUGGCUAUAAUUUAAAGGAUGAUGCAGGUCAUUUAAAAGACCCUAUGUCAGUAACUAGCCUGCGUGUUCCUACAGUGCGACCUAUGGAACUGAUGGUGGAAGCAAGUCCAAGGCGCAUUUUCGCUAAUGCCCACACUUACCAUAUUAAUUCAAUCUCUGUGAACAGUGACCAGGAGACUUAUCUGUCCGCAGAUGAUUUACGCAUCAAUCUCUGGCAUCUAGAAAUUACGGACCAAAGUUUUAACAUUGUUGAUAUUAAGCCUACCAAUAUGGAGGAGCUGACUGAAGUGAUUACUGCUGCAGAGUUCCACCCUUCACAAUGUAAUGUGUUUGUGUACAGUAGUAGUAAAGGUACCAUUCGUCUAUGUGAUAUGCGAGCAGCUGCCCUCUGUGAUCAGCAUGCCAAAUUGUUUGAGGAGCCAGAGGAUCCAACAAAUAGGAGUUUCUUUUCCGAAAUCAUCUCUAGUAUAUCAGAUGUGAAAUUUAGCAACAAUGGACGUUAUAUAAUUUCUAGGGACUAUUUAUCUGUGAAAGUCUGGGACCUCAACAUGGAUAAUAAGCCAAUCGAGUGCUUCCACGUGCAUGAGUACCUUCGAUCAAAACUGUGUAGUUUAUAUGAAAAUGACUGUAUUUUCGAUAAAUUCGAGUGCUGCUGGAAUGGAACGGAUGGAUACAUUAUGACUGGCUCAUAUAACAAUUUCUUCCGGGUCUUUGACCGCCACACAAAGAGGGACGUUACUUUAGAAGCUUCUAAAGAAAUAGCUAAGCCUAAGACUGUUCUUAAACCUAGAAAAGUUUGCACUGGAGGCAAAAGAAAGAAAGAUGAGAUUAGCGUCGACUGCCUUGAUUUCGGAAGGAAGAUCCUACAUACUGCAUGGCAUCCUCAGGAGAAUAUAAUAGCUGUAGCCGCUACAAAUAAUUUAUACUUAUUCCAAGAAAAAUUGUAGUACAGUUCUUACCUCCUCUGAUAAGCGAUCAGCCCCAGCGGUGUUAAAACCCAAGUGUACUGGAAAUAACACUUGUGUGUGCCAUUUUUGAAGAGCGACUGUGCCACAGACUUCUGUUCAAUGCAAGCAACCACCAUGCUACACUUCCUUCAACAAUUUUGUCUUCCUUUUGUUUUGUUUCUCCCCUAUAAAUUUUUUUGUGCCCUCUCCCUCCCCCCUCCUUGCAGUUACAUUUCUUCAUUCAGUUGGUGGCCAUGCAUAGCAUUGGAGCAGGCUUCAAGGACAUCCAAUCAAGGAAAAUAAACUUGUACAUAAGAUGAGUAGGCAGCGUUGUGCUGUAUAUUUUUGCUGCAAUCUCCAAAUGAAAAAAAAGAAACUUUUGUUGCAUGCUUCUCAUAAAUAAAACUCAUUUUAUAAAAGAAAAAAAAAGUUAACUAAAAUGCAUAACUUGUGAAAUCAAAGAAACUACUGCUGCCUCAUUUCAUCUUUUUCUUCUUUUUUUACUCCGAAGCAUAGUCCUUUUUAUGUCCUGCUGUGCCUACAAAUAAAUUUAUUUAUAAGAAUUUCAUAGUGUUUUUAAAGCUACAGGAUAUUAGCAUCAAGAUAUAUAUCAAAUAAUUAAAUGCUUCUUCUUGCAAAAACUCCGGCAUUGAACAAAAUUACUUGUUUUUAUAGAUACUGAAAGGUUUCUGAAUAUUAACUGCAAUUUAUGACUUAAAAUAACUUAAGAUUCAAAUUUUUAGAAAGUCAUGAAACUCUCAUUUUCUUAUCAUGUUGUAAAGAUCUGAGUAUAAAAUGUCAUGGUGCUGUAAAACUUUUUUUUUAGUUUAUGUUCUUUUUUUGAGAACUUAAUCAUGUAAUCAUUUAUAAUAAUUAAAGUGUUAUUUUUAAUUGUUGUUAAUUUCAUUUUAUUGCAGAGAUUUAUUAAAUUCAGUUUUGAUGAAUUUUACUCUGCUUCUAAUCACUCCAUCUUCCGUUUUAUAUAUUCAUUUCUAUUAAACAAUUUCAGGAAAUGUGGGUUGCUUGUUUUUUAUAUCUAUUUAAAAUUUGGGUACACUUUUAUUUCUUGGUUUCCUUCACUGUUAUUAUGAUUUUUUUUUUUUUUUUUUUUUUUUUU